This is a messenger RNA of Hemiscyllium ocellatum (epaulette shark), 4120 nucleotides long. It is a transcript of the gene sec23ip, whose product is annotated as SEC23 interacting protein. The record is from RefSeq and is a predicted model, not a curated record. The transcript has 19 exons. Gene Ontology annotation, cellular component: COPII-coated ER to Golgi transport vesicle. Lineage: Eukaryota; Metazoa; Chordata; Chondrichthyes; Orectolobiformes; Hemiscylliidae. The coding region runs from base 18 to 3008 and encodes 996 amino acids. Gene Ontology annotation, molecular function: protein binding; metal ion binding.
UCGGUGCCGGAGCAAAGAUGGCCGACAGGAAAAACAGCGUCAACUUGCUUUUCUCCUCCGACACCGAGUUCAGUUUCCCGGUGCCUUUCAUCCCUGUCAGCCAGGCCCAGGCGGCGGACAGCAGCCUUCUCUCAGCCGAUGAAUCCACAGAUGUUGGUGAGGAGGAUAGUUUUGUGGGUCAGACUUCUGCUUCCACAAGUCAUCCAUCAACCUUCAGCUAUUUCACCCAGGCUGCAAACAACAAUGAUCCUUUUGCGAAUAUUGGACAUCCUCCUUUCACAACAACAGCAGCACCACCUGUAGGGACAGCUUCGUUUCCAAUGGCUCCAACUGAAGUACCCCUUACUUCUGCAGGACAUUCUGUGCAGGAUCCUUUCACAUUUCAGAGUCCGCAGCCUCAGCCUGGCUCCAUGAUGCCCCCUGUGUCUCAGUAUAUUAGCACAACGUAUCAGAAUACUCAGCAUGCCACUUCCUCAUCAACUGCUUUUCCACCUGUGUCCCCUCCUCAGACUCAGCAUCAUUAUAAUCCUUAUCGCCAAAGUUCACAGACGAACCGGGCCAGUCCGUACUUUACACCACCUCAACUUCAGCAAAGCCAAAACCAAGGUCACCAGCAGAUGCCUUCCUUUCAGUCUACUCCCCCAGUCAAUCAUCUGUACCAGACACCACCAACAUCUCCACCACAGGCCAGUGUAGGGCAGGGAGUGUUACUCCCAUCUGCUCCUAAAUCUAUAGCCGCCGCAGUCCAACCUUUACUGAAUUUGCCAUGUAACAUCUAUGAGCCUGUACGACCCCAUUGGUUCUACUGCAAGCUGGUGGAAGGUAAACCAAUCUGGAUGCCAUUCAGUUUCCUGGACACAGCAAAGCUGGAAGAAAUUUACAACUCUAUACAACCAGACCCUGAAAAUGUGAUUGUAUCCACUGAUGGAGGUCGCUAUGACAUUCAGUUAUAUGACCGCACCCGACAUGCAGUGUACUGGGAAGAGGAACCAUCUGAAGUGAGGCGAUGCACGUGGUUUUAUAAAGGGGACAUGGACAGCAGGUUUAUUCCUUACUCUGAGGAAUUUAGUGAAAAAUUGGAGGGGGAAUAUAAAAAAACUGUAACUACCAACCAGUGGCAUAAAAGACUGGAGUUCUCUAGUGGGGAAACCAUUGUCAUGCAUAAUCCAAAGGUCAUAGUUCAGUUCCAGGCUUCCUCACAACCAGAUGAAUGGGGAACUACACCAGAUGGGCAGACUAGGCCAAGAGUGGUCAAACGUGGGAUUGAUGAUGACCAUGAUGAGAUUCCUGAAGGUGAGCUGCCAGACGUUAAUCAUCUUGUGUUCAUGGCACAUGGAAUUGGGCCUGUAUGUGACCUACGUUUCAGAAGCAUUGCUGAAUGUGUUGAUGACUUCAGAAAUGUUUCUUUGAAACUGUUACGCACGCACUUUAAAAAAGCAGUAGAUGAGAAAAAAAUCACACGAAUCGAAUUCCUUCCUGUUCACUGGCACAGUGCUCUUCAUGGAGAUGCUACUGGAGUAGACAGGCAUAUGAAGAAAAUCACAUUACCAAGUAUAGGUCGUUUGCGUCACUUUACCAAUGAGACAUUAUUGGAUAUAUUCUUCUACAACAGCCCUGCCUACUGUCAGACUAUUGUGGAUAAAGCGGCUGCAGAAAUCAAUCGGCUAUAUGCUCUCUUCUUAAGUCGAAAUCCUAACUUCAAAGGAGGAAUCUCCCUUGCAGGACACAGUCUUGGUUCUCUGAUCUUGUUUGAUUUGUUGGCCAAUCAGACAAGCUCCUCUUCCGCUGGUGAUCCUACUCUAUUGGCAUCAAAUGGGACUCUGAAAGACCCUAUAAUCCCGGAAGAGGCUCAGGAGAACCAAGAUAGUCAGGAUCCUGAUGUUUCUGAUGAACUGAAAGAUGAACCGGAGGGGGAUGUCCUGACACUACCAGAAGCAUUGGAAUCAGUUGGUCUUUCUGAGUACCUCAGCACAUUGGAAAAAGAAGAAAUAGACAUGGAGUCAUUGCUCAUGUGUACUGUUGAUGACUUAAAGGAAAUGGGGAUCCCUCUUGGACCAAGAAAGAAAAUCGCUAAUUUUGUAAAAGAGAGAGUAAAUGCACAGACAAAGAAGAAAGCUGCAAAAGAGAGGAAGACAGCUUUGGAAGCUCUGAAGAAAGCUCAGCAAGAAGAAAUGCAAAAAUCUAAGGAUGGAACUGAUCAAAUGAACUCAUUAACAGCAGAAAAACAGCUAGGUUUGAAGAAGAUGCUGUCGUACACUGGGACUACUAUUUCAUCUGUCACUGUACAUUACGACCAUUUUGAAGCAGGUGUUGGCCAGGUGUCUGUGGUUUAUCCAGCACUAGACUUCAAACCAGAUAACUUCUUUGUCUUGGGUUCUCCUAUUGGUAUGUUUCUCACGAUGCGUGGGCUGGAGAAGAUUGAUGAAAGCUACCAAUUACCAACCUGCAAGAGAUUUUUCAAUAUUUAUCAUCCAUUGGAUCCUGUGGCAUAUAGAAUGGAGCCUAUGAUUCUCCCUGACUUGAGUAUCAAACCAGUUCUUGUUCCACAUCAUAAGGGUAGAAAGAGACUUCAUCUUGAGUUGAAGGAAAGUCUGUCUCGCAUGGGCUCAGAUUUGAAACAAGGCUUCAUUAGUUCUCUGAAGAAUGCCUGGCAGACACUCAAUGAAUUUGCACGUGCUCACACCUCUUCAACCCAGCUGCAAGCUGAGCUAGAGAAAGUAGCUAACCAAAUUAAAGAGGAGGAAGAAAAGCAUGUGGAGGAAGAACAAAAGUUGGUGGAAAGUCCAGAAUCACCUAAGGAUGAGGAUUCAACAGUGAAGAUUGGAAUGCUGAAUGGCGGACAUCGCAUUGAUUAUGUUCUACAGGAAAAACCAAUUGAGAGCUUCAACGAAUAUUUGUUUGCUCUUCAGAGUCACUUAUGUUACUGGGAAUCGGAAGACACUGCGUUGCUCUUUCUUAAAGAGGUUUACAAAUCAAUGGACAUCAGUCCUGAACAGCCACAGCAUUGAUGGCCGCUGGGUGUGCUGUAUUUACCUCAGCAACAUUGAUCAUCUGAUUCAUCAUCAGCUCUGUUGAAACAACAAAUUUAGAUCUGUGAAUGAGAUCAGUAGUUGUAUCUGAUCUUCCUUCUGGGACGACAGUAUUUAUACAGUCUGCAAUUAUUCAACAAUACAAGCAACUGACUCUAAAGGAAAAAGAUCUUGCUUUGAAAAACUGUAACUCUAUUUGAUUGUCACUAGUUCAGAAGUAUCUUGUGUUAAAUUAAUGAAGCAGUGAAACUGAUCCUUUGAGAAAACUUCUGUUCUGAUUUAUUUGCUAACUAAACUAUUCAUUAGUCUCCUAAGAUCACUUAAAUAUUGUUUUCAGGGUACUUGCUUGCCUGGUCGAGCUGAUGAAAUAUGAAUUAUUCUCUCCUGAUCUGUUAACUCAUUCCAUUCAUUGUAGAAUUCAUUUCCUUAAUCUGCAGUGGCUUGCUUCAGACAAGUGAAUAAUUAGGGUUUACACGGUUGUACCAUGAAUGAGGCCAGCCAUGUUCCUGCCAAAUGUUAUGCAUUUUUAAAUAUAUAUUUCAUUUAUUAACUGGCAAAAUAUUAGUUUUUAUUAAUUGUUUACUGGCUCAUGUACUCAGUAAAUAUUCUGACGUCAACAAUGAUUGCACACUGUGAAUUCAAGAUGCAUCCUUCGAAUGUACGGCACGCCUCAACUGCAAAAAUUAACACUUUAGUUACAAAUUUAAUUUACUACUUGUCUAACUAUGGUGUUUGUUGGAGCUCUAUACCCUUCCAAGAGAGCAUCUGUUCUCUUUUUUUUUCAGAUCCACCACAGUGUAAUGACAGUAAGAUUUUUUGGAAUACAGUACACCAAUGUAUCACACUGAUUUCUGCAGUUUCAACACACCAUUGAAAGCUUUCAGGUGGAUUUUAUUGACUUUCAAUUUUCCAUAAAAUCCAAGUAAUAGCUGCUUCAAGCCAUGGUGUUGAUGCUGCCAUAUAUGAGAUGUUUUUGGGUUUUAUAAGCUUUGAUGGUGUUCUCUGUUAAGGCAUUGGAUUUUUCCAAUGGUAUCAGAUGCAGAGAGUUGUAAUGAAAUAAAGAACUUGCAUUGUGAUCAAUGCUAUGAAAA